UAAAAAGGCUUUGUUCGCCGCCGGGCUGGGCGGAGGCAGGAGGGUCCCGCGGAGGAUGGAGGACAAACCUCCUGCCGGGAUCAAGCCCUACCUGGACAAGCUCACCCUGGGCGUCACAAGGAUACUGGAGACUUCUCCAGGAGUUGCUGAGGUGACAUUUGUGGAGAAGGAGCCAGCUGAACGCCACACCAUCAUUUCUUGGGAGCAAAAAAACUCCUGCAUAUUGCCAGAGGAUUUAAAGAACUUCUAUCUGAUGACCGAUGGCUUCCAGAUGACCUGGAGUGUGAAGACUGAUGAUACUCCCAUGCCUCUGGGCUCCAUGGUGAUUAACAGCAUCUCACAACUGUGUCGGCUGGGGGGCUCCUCCAUGUACACCCUGCCCAAUGCUCCAACCCUCGCCGACCUGGAAGAUGACACGGACGAGGAAGGUAAUGGAGACAAACCAGAGAAGCCACAUUUUGAUUCUCGUAGUCUUAUAUUUGAAUUAGACCCAUGCAAUGGGAAUGGGAAAGUCUGUCUUGUUUAUAAGCAUGCUGAACCAGUUGUCUCCCCAGACACAGAGAUAUGGUUCCUGGACAGAGCUCUGUAUUGGCAUUUCCUCACCAAAACCUUCACAGCCUACUACCGCCUGCUCAUCACCCACCUGGGUCUCCCACAGUGGCAGUACGCCUUCACCAGCUACGGGGUCAGCCCCCAGGCUAAGCAAUGGUUUAACAUGUACAAACCCAUAACCAUCAACACAGCGCUCCUGUCUGAAGAAGCUGAUUCCUUUGUGAACAAGCUGGACCCCAACAAAGUAUUUAAAAGCAAGAACAAAACUCCAGUGCUCAAAAAGAAACCACCUUCUCAGCCAGCAGGCUCCCAAAAGAGUCACACGAGCAUGACCUCUGCCAAAACAUCCUCACUAGCUGGGAAUUCUUCAAGGAAGUGAGACCCCCAGAUCUAACCCUGGACAGCGUUUGCAAUAAGCUCUGGUGUUCUCUGCUGCAGAGUCUCAGUGGUUCAGACCAAGUUCCUUGUGCAUGAAUAGAUGUGCCCAUGGAAAACACAUUGCAACAUUUGCAUGAAAUAUAGCCACGAUGUGGAUGUAGUUCCUGGAGACUCUUAAGAAAAAAACUUGAGACAUUGAUUUUAUUCCCUUGUGCUACUUGCAGCAUGUAUUUUUCAGAGGGCAUGAAGAAGCCCUUGAUAUCACUGCUCUGUAGGGAAGCUUUUGUUCCUGUGCAACUACAGCAGUGAAAUGAAGGCAGGUGUAAGUCACCAUUACUUUAACAGACCAUGCUGCAACAGAGAGUAUGAAGAUAUUUCUGCCAUCUCCUCUGAAAGAAACCUGUCCUGACCUUGCAUGCUGUGGGAGCAGGCUGGAACCUGCUGAACAAAGAAAUAACUUCCACUAAAGAUAGAAUCAAACUCUGCACUUCCCUAUGCUCCUUCCAACUUCUGCUCUGAGAUUCAUGGUACAAGGGGACCUGGGAUGUUGGUGUCUCUGCACUGUCCUAGCUGCUUGCUCUACAGCCCAGACCACCUUUUGGCCUUCACACUGUAUCUUUUCACAUAGUGACAUAGAAUCAUAGAAUCAGCCGGGUUGGAAAAUGCCUCCGAGAUCACCAAGUCCUGUGGCAGUUAGGCACAGACCCACCAGAUUGAGUGCAAGCUGGCAAAUCGUUUAUUAACAGUCAAGCACACGGUUUUAUACUCCUCGAUUACAUAAGAGGUUACAUAACCAUAGAGCACGGGCUAUUUCCCCAACAAUCAUUCUCCAAUCCUUCCAGUGGGCAUGUGCAGUCGAGCACUCUCUUUGGGGGCCUGCUGUGGAGACUACAUUUCCUGUCCUUCCUUGCGAUAAUCUUCCUGUGAGGUGUUAACCCUUUCCCACAAAUCUCCCUUCUUUAUUAUAAUAAGAAGUUACAGAACACUAUAACUCUAAAACCUUUCUUAACAUAAAACAACCUUAUCUUAACUAGCUAUAUAACUCAGGGCCUAAAUCUGAAAGGCCUUUAUUAGAACUAAUUACUCUAUACACUAAGUAACUUCAUUAAUCAUGUAACCUUCAUUAAUCCAGGGUUUUUUAAGGGUUUUGAACAGGUCGCUUUUAUCUUAGGGUAU
Corapipo altera (White-ruffed manakin) is the source of this 2106-nucleotide messenger RNA. It is a transcript of the gene TPGS2, whose product is annotated as tubulin polyglutamylase complex subunit 2. The transcript has 7 exons. Gene Ontology annotation, biological process: protein polyglutamylation. Lineage: Eukaryota; Metazoa; Chordata; Aves; Passeriformes; Pipridae. The record is from RefSeq and is a predicted model, not a curated record. The coding region runs from base 56 to 931 and encodes 291 amino acids.